AUGCUCCACCAAACGCUCACCCCUUCUUCCCUUGCCUUCUCCGCCUCCGCUUCCCCCGACCCUCUCCCCUUCGCCUCAAACGCCAGCCCCGCCGCCGCCGCCGCCGCCGCCGCGACCACCCUUCGCCCCUCGGCCAUGCCGUCCUACGCGCACCACCACAGCUCUCUGGACGAGAGGAUGGACGCCCUCAAGGGCAGUAGCCGCCAGGAGGAGACGCCCGACGAGGCCGCCGCCGCCGCCGAGGCGCCGGCUGCCUGGGGCUUCGCCGAGCGGGACGGCUUCUCCGUCGAGGACCUGCUGGACCUUGAGGAGUUUUGCGAGCCGGAUAAGGACGGCGCCGACGAGCCCGAGGAGGCUCCGGCCGCCGACGUGAAGGAGGAGAAGUUGAACGACGGGCCCAACCAGCCCGUCGUGUCGUAUGAGCUCGCCCCUCCGGCGCCGCCCGCGCCGGAGAUUGUUGACCUGCCGGCGCAUGACGUCGAGGAGGAGCUCGAGUGGGUGUCCCGUAUCAUGGACGACUCGCUCUCCGAGCUGCCCCCGCAGCCGGCGCCGCCCGCGUCGAUGAUGGCCUCGUUGGCGCCACGCCCGCCGCAGCACCGGCUACCCCAGCGACACCCGCUACCGCAGCGGCACCCGCAGGAUGGAGCGUACCGCGCUCUGCCGUCCAUGUCCGACCCUAUGCGGACUCCGACCAUAUGCGCGCUGUCCACGGAGGCGCUGGUUCCGGUCAAGGCGAAGCGCAGCAAGCGCUCUCGGGCGUCGGGGUGGUCGCUCUCGGGCCCCGCGCCGGACUCCACCUCGUCCUCGUCGACCACCACCACCUCCUCCUGCUCCUCGUCGGCGUCCUUCUCGCCCUACUUCCUGCUGGACACGCCGCACUUCGGCGCCUCGGAGCUCAUGGAGGAGUACAACAUCCUGCCGCCGCCGGCCAAGAAGUCCAAGCACGGCAAGAGCAGCAAGCAGAAGGCCAAGAAGCGCGGGCGCAAGCCCAAGAACCUCCCCGCCCACCCGUCCAGCGCCACGGAGGCCACCCAGAGCGACCGGCGCUGCAGCCACUGCGGCGUGCAGAAGACCCCGCAGUGGCGCGCGGGGCCGGAGGGCGCCAAGACGCUGUGCAACGCGUGCGGCGUGCGCUACAAGUCCGGCCGGCUGCUCCCCGAGUACCGUCCGGCGUGCAGCCCGACGUACGUGAGCAGCGUCCACUCCAACUCCCACCGCAAGGUGCUCGAGAUGAGGCGCAAGAAGGAGGACGGCCCGCUCACAGUCACCGCCACCGCGCCCGCCGUGGCGUCGUUCUAG
Messenger RNA from Triticum turgidum subsp. durum (durum wheat), 1299 nucleotides. The record is from the annotation of a GenBank genome assembly. NCBI's taxonomy places the organism in Eukaryota, Viridiplantae, Streptophyta, Magnoliopsida, Poales, Poaceae.